This is a messenger RNA of Clupea harengus (Atlantic herring), 1080 nucleotides long. Its product is annotated as ependymin. Gene Ontology annotation, cellular component: extracellular region; lysosome. Gene Ontology annotation, biological process: cell-matrix adhesion. Gene Ontology annotation, molecular function: calcium ion binding. NCBI's taxonomy places the organism in Eukaryota, Metazoa, Chordata, Actinopteri, Clupeiformes, Clupeidae. The record is from RefSeq and is a predicted model, not a curated record.
AGGCAACAGGGAUUGGCUGCCGGUUUCCCUGUGUCAUUGUUUACGCUGUAGUGCCGUGAGCCGAGCAGGAGAGAGCCAGACAGCUGAGGCAGGGGGGAGAUAUUUGUGGUGUGAAAGCAUUCUGAAUCAAGUUUAAAGGUUAAUAACCAUGCAGGCGAUGUUCUGGAUUACUGUGGGGGCGAUCUGCCUGGCUUCAGGCUUCAGCAUGGCACAAAAACCCCGGCCUUGCCAGGCUCCACCUCUCUACACUGGAGGGAUGACUGUGGGAACCCAGAAUGAGCAGCUGUGGGCGGUUGGGAAGUACGCUUAUGAUGCCUUUAACCAGCGCAUCCACCUGGGAGAAAUGGGAACUUUUAACAAUGCAAGCUUCACCUACAACGCCCUGAUGCUCUUUCAAGAGGGAGUCCUGUACGAGAUCUACCACCACAACAAAACCUGUGUGAAGAAGGCCCUGCAGUCUGACUUCCACCCCAUGGAGGUUCCUAAGGGGGCCGGCUUUGUGUCUCAGGUGGUUCUGGGAACCUCCUCCAGCCCUGGACAGGGCCUCCUGGUCAACAGCUGGUGGGGAGACAUGCCCGACAAGCAAGGCAACUACAUGGUGUCCUUCACUGAGUUUGGUUGCCUGCCCGUCUCUGCUUUUUUCAAGACCAAGAACAUGGGAUGGGUCAGUGUGAGCUACUUCGACAACGUCCUUGGGGUGGGGGACCCCGAUGUGUUCAUUCCACCACCAUUUUGCGCGGACGCCAAGCUGGAGGCAAACGAAGAUGGAAAAGUGACUGACUUCUUCUCCCUCUUCCACUGAGCUUGGUGUGGAUUCUAUUUUUCAUGUACUUGAUCAACUUCUCAUUCUGAUCAUGCAUCUGAUUGUAGCAGAGGCGAGAUGCAAUAACUGAUACAUGCCUUUUAAAGUUAAGAAGAAAACCAGCAUGAGACAGUUCAUAACAACAUGCAAAUAUACUUCUUAAAUCAAGCUGUGGAAACAAGAAACGUCUUGAACUAUGCUAUUAUUGACCUGAAUCAUUUGCCUUUUAUAGAAGGUGUAGCCUAAUUUGAUUUUGCACUGUUCAUCUAGCUUGAGAC